This is a messenger RNA of Panicum hallii, 808 nucleotides long. RefSeq lists its product as uncharacterized. NCBI's taxonomy places the organism in Eukaryota, Viridiplantae, Streptophyta, Magnoliopsida, Poales, Poaceae. Gene Ontology annotation, molecular function: receptor serine/threonine kinase binding. The record is from RefSeq and is a predicted model, not a curated record. Bases 134 to 412 code for a protein of 92 amino acids. The transcript has a single exon. Gene Ontology annotation, biological process: cell-cell signaling involved in cell fate commitment.
CUUGACCACUCGCAGGAUCGCGGCACGCUCGUUGCUGACUGCUUGCAGCCUUGCAGGUACGUCGGGUUUGUUGCCACGAGCCCACGAGCUGAGAUCCAGACGUCUAGUACUGCAGUGUGGGGGUAUAGUGGACAUGGCGAAGGCUGGCGUCCCGCAUCAGGCUGGGGUGGUAGCGCUGCUGCUGUGCGUCCUGCUGGUUCUGUCGUCCGCCGUGACAACGGCCGAGGCCGCCCGGCAGCUGGGGAGGAGGGACGCCGUGGUGGUGGUGACUGCGGCGGCGACGGCGACUACCGCGACCGUGAAGGGGCGGCUCGGGAAGGUAAUGCGAGAGGAGAUGGAGGUGGACGACGCCGUCGGCGUCGGCGAGUCCAAGAGGCGGAGCCCCGGCGGGCCGGAUCCUCAGCACCACUGAAACAGGAUACGUUCGUUACUGUCUGCCGAUUCUGUACCACGUUUCUUCAUUCGUACCGUGCGUACUGUAGUGGUCAUAUACAGGGGACUUGAAGAGAGUAGCAUUCCAAGAGCUAGCUAGCGUUUGUGAUGCUCGUCUCAAUAAAAGGGAGGAUCUAGUUUUUAGUUUUACAGCUAUAAUUGUAGAACAAUUUCCCUUUAGCCCUCAGGGUCAUACUACAUAGACCACAGAUGAUCGUCGUCUGAAAUAAGUUAGCUUAUGCAAUGGUUCUUCGGAGAGCUUACAAAGAAUGAUGUAAGAAACUUUGAUCCGUUUUUGGCUGCCAUUUAUGGCAUCUGAAGUUUCAGUUCACAUAUGUUCCAUUGAAGGCAACACUGGACCUUUUCUAGCUGUUAA